UGGCUAUUAUAUCCAAGCUCAGUGUGCCGUUAUGAAUGUUUGAUGUAACAUCAAGAGUUACUUACAAGAACGUGCCUAACUGGCAUAGAGAUCUGGUACUACUAUGUGAGAACAUCCCCACUGUGUUGUGUAGAAACCAAAUGGAUAUUAAGGACAGAAAAUUUAAGGCAAAGUCAAUUGUCUUCCACCAAAUGAAUAAUCUUCAGUACUAUGACAUUUCUGCCAAAAGUAACUACAACUUUGAAAAGCCCUUCCUCUGGCUUGCUAGAAAUCUGAUCGGAGACCCUAACUUGGAGUUCGUCGCCAUGUCUGCUCUCACCCCGCCAGAGGCGGUCAUGGACCCAGCCACGGCAGCGCAGUAUGAGCAUUAUCUAGAGGUUGUUCAGACAACUGCUCUCCCGGAUGAAGAUGAUGACUUGUGA
This is a messenger RNA of Balaenoptera musculus (blue whale), 422 nucleotides long. Its product is annotated as GTP-binding nuclear protein Ran-like. The transcript has a single exon. NCBI's taxonomy places the organism in Eukaryota, Metazoa, Chordata, Mammalia, Artiodactyla, Balaenopteridae. The coding region runs from base 36 to 422 and encodes 128 amino acids. Gene Ontology annotation, cellular component: cytoplasm; nucleus. Gene Ontology annotation, molecular function: GTPase activity; GTP binding. Gene Ontology annotation, biological process: protein import into nucleus; ribosomal subunit export from nucleus. The record is from RefSeq and is a predicted model, not a curated record.